Seminavis robusta is the source of this 588-nucleotide messenger RNA. The record is from the annotation of a GenBank genome assembly. Lineage: Eukaryota; Bacillariophyta; Bacillariophyceae; Naviculales; Naviculaceae.
AUGAGCGAUAGUUAUUCGCCAAUGAACAACGACGGUCGCCAACAAUACGUUCCCGUUUUUGGUGGUCCGUCAAGCAAUAGGUAUUCGCAUGGGCGUUUUCCACUUGGGCCUGUUCUGCCCUCUGCUGGCAAUCCAGCUGUGUCACACUCUCUUUAUUAUGCUCAUCCUGGGGCCAAAAUAUUUUCUACUUUCAUGGAAGCGAACAAUCAAAUGGAAAGUUUCUACGCUGGCUUUUUUGGUCCGUACAAACUGAUUUUAUCAGGUGGAUCUUGUUGGCUUGGCGGAUCUAAGCCGGACAAAUCGCUUCGAACACAAGCGAGGCGGUACAAGUGCUGCGUCGAAGGAUGUCUCUGGAGAGCACAAAUCAGGACAAUGGCCCCCAAUGAUCCGUCUUAUGGCUCAGUUUUUUGUUUGUACAUUACAAACGGAAGUGUCCACAACCACGCAGUGUCCCGGGCUCCUCCUCAUCACACAGAUCAGUACGGAUUGCCGUCAAUCGCAAAACAUUUUGCCCACAGUUAUAUCGCACCGAUGAGUGGAAAUCCACGUGAACUCCCAUUGUGGUGCGAAGCAGCUGUGCUGGUUUAG